AUUUUUUUACCAGCUAUAAGCUUUACGCCGACCACUAAGAAUGCUACUGUCUAACGGCUUUGAUAAUAAUUAUGACGCCCUAUUAAUUCUAAUCCUUGAAGUAUUCGAUUGCUUCUCAAGUAAAGUAUAAAAGGUGAGAAAAUAACCACAUUCGCGCGUGGUUAAAUUGACAAUAAGAAUCGCGUCUUGUAUGUAGCGCAAUCCCAGGAUAAAAAAUGCCUUUAGAUUUUAACUUAGAAUUAACCCACCCCCACGCGAGAUAAGCCCUGAAGUCCCAGUAAUUUAAAUUGAAAUGAUUCCAAUUAAUCAUUAAUCAGAAAAGAAACGGUCUUGUGUUCUGGAUCUGCACUUCAACUCUCUCAUUCUCAACGUAUUAUUACUAUGAUUUGCUAUAUUCUAGCUGGACGAUAAAGGCGUGAUUUCUGUGUCGGAUUACCAGCCUAGAGUGGAGCUCAUUUGAGAGCACGAGAUUUGAGACACUGCGACACUGAACGGGCAGCUACUUCUGAGCCCAUCCAAGCCAUGACGGCACGACUGCUACUUUGCACCUUGCUUAUCUUCCAAUCCUCUUUUCGCAUAAACUCUGAGGAGGAUAUCCGAGUGGGGGCUAUCUUUAGAUUACGCAAGGGCGUUCCCCACACGACGACUCCAGAAGAACUCGCGUUUCGCAUCGCUAUCGACCAAGUGAACAGCAACCCGAGUUUAUUACCGUCUAGGAAACUUAAGGGAUAUGUGGAGAGAGCAGAACCAGAGGAAGACUAUGACAAUAUAUUCAUGGUCAAUAAGUUGCUCCGACAAGGGAUCUCCGUUUUGAUUGGUCCAAUGGAUAGCAGUACCAUUCCCGCCAUAGGACCUAUGUUGUCUAUCGCGCAAGUCCCUCAAAUACUACCACUGACCAGCAUGGAUACGUCAGCUCUGGAUCAGAAUGAUUAUGGCUAUCUACUGCGCAUGGCCCCCACCGAGAAACUGAAGGCCAAGGUGAUCGUGGACAUUAUACAGCACUUUAAGUGGAAGCGGAUAGCUAUACUCGGGCUGCGGGGAGAUGGGUGUAAAGAAUAUUCACAAGGGAAGAAUGCCCUUCGGGUCCUAGCUCGGGAAAAGGAAUGGGAUGUUGUAGUCGACAGACUUUUCCCUCCUGACAACAAAAUGCCGCGCAUGAUCUCCCCACGGCAGGAGCUCAAUAGUCUCAAGCAUGCUAACGUCCGAAUUGUGGUCGUGUUUUGUCCGGCGUGGGCCGUCAAGCACCUCUUGCGCUAUGCCAUGAGAUUUGAACUGAUUGAUGAAUGGGCCUGGAUUUUCUCUGAUCUUGGUCAGAGUGACGAAGACUUGGUCGGUCGGUACCAACCCGUCCCGUCCUACAUGCGCGGGCUGAUGGGACUCAGGACCUCCGUGGGGAAAGGCAGAGCCGCAAGUCAAGCUAGGGACGCAUUCGAGCAAGGAAUGAGCCUUAGAAAUAAAACUGCCACUAUAUCGGCGUCGGCUGGCCAUGUGUACGACUCGGUGCUGGUCGCGGCUCAAGGUAUCGCCAAGACGCUUAAGCAAGGAGCUCAGAUAUCAAACGAGGCCAUGUCUGUAGGCUUCUGUUCGUCAAAUUCUGAGACCAUUAAGAAGGGUGGAAAUACUCUCUACAGGAACAUGAAAAAGACCAUGAUGCCCGGAUUCAUGUCAGAAUUGGGAUUUGAAGAGAAUGGAGAAGCCCGCAGUGCAAGUUUCGACAUACUUAACCUCCGCAAAGAGGGCACCGUUAAGAUUGGUGAAUGGGACACCCACUCGCAGCUUGAUAUGGAUAACAACACGUCCGUCCAGUGGAUGUCUAACAAGAAGAAAAUCCCACUAGACAUCCCCAACUACCUGAAAAACAAAACCAUCGACGUAGUCGCAGUAUUGGCUCCCCCGUUUGUGAUGAAGAAAACUGGUUCCGGCAGUAACGGCACCCAGGAGUACGAAGGGCUAAGUAUAGACAUGUUGGAAGAGAUGAAACAGAGCCUCGGCUUCAGCUACAAGCUCUAUCUCGCGCCAGACGGCCAGUUCGGUAGCAGGAGUAGGACUAGUAACAAGUGGAACGGCAUCAUGGGAGAAAUCAUUGACGACAAAGCCAAACUGAGCAUCGCGCCGCUGACCAUCAGUUCCGAGGGCCAGACGGUGGUGGACUUCACUCAUCCGUACAUGACGUUUGGAGUCGCGUUCGUGAUGAGAGUCAAAGACGUGGAAGAGAACUACUUCCGGUUCCUUACACCUUACCACAGUAAUCUAUGGCUGAGUAUCUGCGUCAUGCUUUUUGCUAUGGGAAUCGUUCUCUGGAUAUUUAGUCUGCUCAGUCCGUAUGGGUAUUAUGGACGCUACGCCCAGCACCCCCGAAAACACAAGGUUGACCGUGAGAUAAAACAGAGCAAGAACACCCUGAGCCUUGUCAGCGCUAUAUGGUCUUCCUUCUUGUGUUACCUUAGCCAAGGGGGCGAGCAACCGGCCAGUCUGUCCGGAAAGAUAGCCGUGUCCGUCUUCUGGUUCGCCAUCAUGAUCAUCAACGCCACCUACACCGCGAAUCUUGCCGCCCACUUGACAGUAUCCCGGAUGCAGACACCGAUAGAGACUGUGGAGGACUUAGCGCAUCAGACCACGAUAGAAUACGGGACCCUGAUGAACUCACAACUGCAGAACUUUUUCAUGAGGACGGACGUGCCAAGGUUUCUUGUGAUGGGCCAGUUUAUGGAACAGAGGAAGACGUGGAUGCCAGACAUACAAACCGCCAUCGACCGCGUGAUGAAUAGUAACUUCGCCUUUAUCUCUGACCGCCCUAUCCUGGAGUACAUAGCAAGGCAGCCUGAAUACUGUGGCAAACUCAAAGUCAUCGGCGGCCAACGCGAGUCUCUUUUCGCCUGCAAGAGGAAGCGCAAAAGAGGGAAAUGUCACAACUUUCUAACGUUUGGUAGCACUUACGGCUAUGGGUUCGCGCUCCCUCUCAAUUCACCCAUCACAAAUCUCUUCAACAUGGAGAUUUUCCGUCUGCAACGCGAUCUAAUCAUCGAUCGCCUCAAACACAAGUGGACGUACAAAACAAAGUGCGAGAUGAUUGACAAGAUGAAAGAGAUGUCAGGCAAGGACUCAGGGCAGUCCAUUCAGCGCGUCAGCCUGUACGACAUGCUUGGCGUGUUUGUGUUUAUGGCCAUAGGUAUUGCUCUUGGCUGGGUAUUUAUGAUCUUCGAGUGGGUCUACGCCGCAAUACGAGAUACUGCAUACAAAAAGCACCGCACGAUGUGCGAGGCCGUCUCGUUCCGUUUGGGUCGCGUCUGUAAGGACAUCUGGUGCAAGGAGGAGAAGAGGAGAGAAAGCUCAGACACCGAAGACGAGGCAACCACUGAGAUUCCACGAAACUCACAUCUCAGCCGCUGGGCAGUGCUGAGGACCAAGGACGACUUAGUGCCCAUGCGCACUGAGGCAAAUGGGUCGGUUUAUGACGUCAAAGAGAUCUCGCUGUGAUCACGUGACGUGAAGAUUGACUUGAUCACGUGUCAAGAGGUGAAGAUGGAGGUUCAUCGACAUGGACUUACUUGUCAAAUGGACAUUUUACACACAUUGUGUUGUUAAUAUCGCACUUUUAUAAAGUGACAAAAUGCUAUAGUUUUAAUAUUAGAACUUUACCCCAAAUGAUCCAAUACUACGAGGCUUAAGGAGGCGUUGGUUUCUGCCAGUGCAAGUAUAAUUAGUAAUAAUAAUAGAAUAUUAUAAGCAAAACUGCAUUAUGCUGAAAUCUCAAUGAAUAUAAUUAGUACAGAACCAUCUCUACUUUGAAUAUUUACGAAUAAUAAGCUUGGGUGGCCUUUGCUGCGGCCGUGACGUCAGAGAGCGACAAAUAAAAUCAAUAAAAUAAGCUCUUUUUGAUAUAGAAACUUUCUGGCUGAUUCGUGAGCGCUGAAUAAGUUGAUUUUUGGUAUUGGUAUUUUGCGCCGUUGAGUUACCAAAAUUUCACGGUUUUUUUUAGUGCAAGUCACCUAUACUUGCUGUCGUUUAGAGGCGAAAAAGGAAUUCCUGAAUAUCAUGAGUACUAUGGACCUUUCGGCCUUCCGCCGUAUCAAAUGUGCAUCACGUUAUAUUAUGCCAAACAGUGAUAAAGGUUUGUUGCUGUUGUUUGGCGCACGCUUGUCAGAACAGCGGAUUGUCGAGUCCAUCUCCUGGUGGUUGAAUCAUAGUACCAGAUGCAAUACUUUGUCUAAUGAACGUGCGUCAAAAAAGGAAAUUUUAAAGUCUACAAAGAAAUUAAAUGAUCUUCUGUGUAAAACAGAAAGUUUAUCUCUAUGUAUAGUUUGGCAAUAAUAGUCCACUGUUUUAUCAAGUAUUUGAACUCUUCUUAGGAUACAAUCUAAUGCUUAUAUCAUUGUAUGAUAAGCAGCGUGUUAAAUAAAUGAUAUAAAUUAUCUACUUAAA
Molecule: messenger RNA, 4422 nt
Organism: Nematostella vectensis (starlet sea anemone)
Lineage: Eukaryota; Metazoa; Cnidaria; Anthozoa; Actiniaria; Edwardsiidae
Product: glutamate receptor ionotropic, kainate 2
Exons: 17
Coding region: 523-3477 (984 amino acids)
Biological process (GO): modulation of chemical synaptic transmission; synaptic transmission, glutamatergic; monoatomic ion transport
Cellular component (GO): plasma membrane; postsynaptic membrane
Molecular function (GO): glutamate-gated receptor activity; transmitter-gated monoatomic ion channel activity involved in regulation of postsynaptic membrane potential
Source: RefSeq, a predicted model, not a curated record